Messenger RNA from Helianthus annuus (common sunflower), 816 nucleotides. RefSeq lists its product as uncharacterized. The transcript has a single exon. The coding region runs from base 76 to 657 and encodes 193 amino acids. Lineage: Eukaryota; Viridiplantae; Streptophyta; Magnoliopsida; Asterales; Asteraceae. The record is from RefSeq and is a predicted model, not a curated record.
CCUUUUCUUUUUUAAACCACAAACACCCACACAAACCUUUAAAAACCACCCAAACCUCCAUAAUUCCGAUCACCGAUGGCCGGAGCAAAACCCUCCGACCACCUAUUCCGACCACCCAUGUUAUCCCUCAAAAGAGGAUCCCGAUACAACGCGUACGCCGCUCUCCGAGAAUCCAAACUCCGGUUAAAAUCGACACCAAACCCCCUUCAAUUACCCCCAAAAGACACCCGAGGAGGAUCGGGUAAUAGUUAUACUACCACCUCACCGGAAAAUAAAGUCAAGAUUCCGGUCAACCGGAGAAAGGCGUUCUCUGUCUUGACUCAAUCUGUCCCGGAUUUUUCUCCUGUGUUGAGGAAGGAGAACCGGAGACCGGCAUUGCCGACGGUUGCGGAGAAGUCUGCGACGCCGCCUGCGAAGAGUUCUUCGAGAUUGUAUGAUGUUGAUGCGAGAUUGAUGGGGAGUAAGUCUGCGGUUUCGAGGGAAAAGAAGAAUGGGGGGAUGUUGAAUGCGAGGAGAAGCUGUGCGAAUAUGGAUGAAUUGAAGAAGUUUUCGGUUUCGGCUGCGAAUGCGAUUAAUGGCGAAAACAGGGGAGGGAGGGGUGGUGGAAACAGGGGAGGAGGAAGAAGUACUGUUUUGGGGUGUAGACAAUACUAUUGAAUAAUUUAAAAAAAAAAUGUUUUUAGUAUUUUAAUUUUUUUGAUUUUUUUUUCUCAAAAUGAGUUUUUCUAUUUUGAUUGGAUUUGUACAAAGGUUAUGUUUGCCUGUGUAAUUGGGAGUGGUAAGAUAAUAUAAUAAAAAUAUAUUCUAUUUUAAUAA